AUGGUCGCCAUCUCUCUCGCUGCUGUUACCUCUCUUAUCGCCGCCGCUGCUACGGUCCAGGGCGCCCCCGCUCAGAAGCGUGCCGCUCCCGGCCAGGCUGACAUUGACACUGUCAUCCUCAACUACGCUCUCACCCUCGAGCACCUUGAGAACGCCUUCUACCGCGACUCUCUCAAGAAGCUCUCUGCCGAGGACUUCUCCAAGGCCGGCUACCAGCCCUGGAUCCGCCAGCGCUUCAUCGAGAUUGGUUCCCAUGAAAAAGCCCACGUUCAAUUUCUAACCAAGGCCCUCGGGGACCAGGCGGUCAAGGAAUGUACCUACAACUUCGGCGUGACUGAUGUCAAGAGCUUCAUUGCUACUUCUCAGCUCUUAGAAGGAGUUGGUGUUUCUGCUUACCUCGGAGCUGCUGCGAACAUCACUUCGCCUGCCUACCUCACUGCAGCGGGCUCUAUCCUCACCACUGAGUCUCGUCACGCCUCUUGGGUGCAGUCCAGCGCUGCUUUGAGUGACGGAUUUGGCGCGCCCUACGAUGUCGCCACGAACUUCAAUCAGACGUACUCCCUUGCCGCGCCUCUUAUUGUCAAAUGUCCCAGUGGCAACACGCCACUCCCAGUGAAGGCCUUCCCCGCUCUUACUCUGAGCGAGAAGGUCCUCAAGCCCGGACAGAACGUCAAGGUCUCCGGCAAGGGCGUCCAGGACGGCCAACAAGUCGCCUUCCUCACGGCUGGCCAGACUUUGUUCGCCCCCAUUCAGGGAGGAUCCGUAAAGGUCCCUCAGAUCUCCACGGGCCGUACCUACGCGUUGGUCGUCAAGUCCGGCGCCAAGACUGCCAGCGACGACAACACGGUCGCGGGACCCGUGGCAUCUGACUACCUUAGGUCCGCGGCAACUGAGGCCAAGGCUGCCCAGCAGUCCUCGUAA
Messenger RNA from Jaminaea rosea, 921 nucleotides. RefSeq lists its product as hypothetical. The record is from RefSeq and is a predicted model, not a curated record. The transcript is spliced from 4 exons. Bases 1 to 921 code for a protein of 306 amino acids. Lineage: Eukaryota; Fungi; Basidiomycota; Exobasidiomycetes; Microstromatales.